GUGCACUCAAACCCAGGUACAGCUUCACAGACGUACGAUCUGCUGUUAUUUUUCUCCAAUUUCAACGAAUAACUUUCCUCGCCCUUCCUUCCCCACCAAUUCUUGUUCUUCUAAUCAACCAGUGAGCAACGUCUUAUCAUCUUCACUAAUCAAUAAUUACUUGAAAAAAUGAGGAUUAUUCUUAUGCUAAAGAGUUUUUAGGAAAGACAAUGAGAUGUGUCUUUGACUUGAUGGAUGGAUAGAUGAAAUUUCGAAACUCUUUACUUCAAUAGUUCAGUCAUUCCUUAGUAGAACGGACGAUAUGACUAUGUCAUAUUCGAAGUGAAUGAACACAAGGAACCAAAGAAUCUGGCCCCUUUAGUCGAUAAAGAUAGUUUUGAAGACAAAACUAUCUUUUUUGGCGUGAUAGUGCGAAGACGAGUCAUGUACAGUACAAUAAAGAGGCUAUAGUUUGAUUAGUAUGAUAGUAAUUGGGAAUUGCGACCAGUUAGGAAUUGUUGGUGGUCAAGCAAUAUCAGAGUUAAUUAGUUACCGUUCGUUCCCGACUGCAGUAGUGUUUUGUACAAAUAUAGGAAUAGGAUUUCAGUCUUAGAUGCAUUGAAAGUUGAAACGAUAUGCUAUUAUUAAACAUGAAUGAAGUAACGUUAAAGUAUUAUGGUUUGCUUGUCACUUAACUCAGAGAUUGGGGGUAGUGUUACAUUGUAUGACCUACGAACCAGGAGGAAACUACUAUACUGUAUGAUACAAGUUUCCAUAAGCUGGUAACCUCCUCCAAUUAGUAAUUGUUUAGGGAUAGGAAAAGUACAAGCUUUAAAUUAUAAUAGUUAUACCAAAGACUUGUUUGUAGUUAAGUUAUUAUAAUUUAAACACUAGCAAUUUGCUGUUUUAAUAGAAGUUUGAUAAGUGGCAAAUCGUUGAGAGAAAAUUCAGAGUGUUGAAAAUAAGAUUCGCAUAAGGUAGAUAUUAAAGUCAGGAUUAUUGAAAGACCAGAUUUAUACAAUGCGAUAUGCUCAAAUAGUCAUGGGGUUGAAAGAUUGCGGAAAGAGCACUUACUGCCUACUUAUAUCAAAAUACGCUGAAAGCAAGGGGAGAAAGAUGCGAAUUGUGAAUUUGGACGCGAGGACCCCCUCUGUCGUAUACGACCAACCAAUUGCUGAUGUCAGGGAUGUGAUAACAAUUUCCGAAGUGGAAGAGGCUGAACGAUUGUCGCCUGGAACAGGUGCUGGGUUCGAACUGACUUUGACAUAUGUUUUGGAUCAUCCGGAAUGGCUUUUCGACGCCAUUGGUGAGGUAAAGGAUGGCGACUAUAUCAUUUUUGACUGUCCAGGAGAAUCCGAAUAUCAUGUACAUCUGAAGACCAUGAAAGUAUUUGCUGCAAUGCUCGUCGUUAAAAACUUUCGCACAUGUGGCGUAUUUGUGCGAGACUCUCGAUCCGCUAUAAACGGAUACAAUUUCAUAGCGAGUUGUCUAACCCCGUUAACUUCAUAUGUCAACUUAUCCAUUCCGCACGUCAACUUGAUGAUGAAGGUGGACCUCUUAACUGACGAAGAAAAGUCAAGAUUACAACUUUUUAUAAACUCUGACGUCAAAGAUGUUCUGCGAUACGAAAAUUCUAAACAUAGGUCAGCCACUGACAACAGUUUAUUAGAAGGCUAUCAAGAGCUUGCCAAAAUUUGCUCCACUGCAGCCUCAAUUUUAGAAGGACAUAACUUUGUUCGCAAGAAAUAUUUCCCAAUCGACACAAGGGACGAUAAUUCUCUGAAGGGAUUCCUUGGUAUAUUAGACGAUGUAAUGGGCAUUACUGAAGACUGAUUUUGUCUAUAAUUUUUUCUUCACGUCUCAAUGUUUUCUUACCAGCGUACUACUACUACUACUACUACUAUUACUACACUAAUACGAUGUGACUUUAUAUAUAUACGUCUUUUUCAAGAACUGAUGUUGAGCAUUAAUCUAUUUUAUUAUUCAACAUGCAAAUAAUACAUACUGGCAAUUAUUUCAAGUUUCUCAUUUUACAAAAAUAAUAUUACCGUAUUUUCAAUAUUAAUGAUGUUAAAUACCAGGUGCUCAAAGGCUAAGGUUCUGACUUUUUCUGCACUAACUAUUAUAUGAGUGAAUGCUUUACUAUGGCACUAUAUAGGCAAUGAAAUGUUCAAAUUUUCUGCACAAGAAUUGUGGUUCAGUUAAAUUUUAUACUUUUGUAAUAUAUUCGUAUACAUCGUUGAACGUUCCUUUCCAAUUUUUAUGCUUGAGUUAUCGAUUAAUAAUUUUCCAGUCCAAUAAAUAUGUCUGGCCAUACCAAAUACGGAAUAAUGGAUAACAAAGUCAUCAUCAGUCAGAUCUUGUAUUUCCGUAGGACUUUUUAGUAUUUUUAUUGUACUUGUGGUAACAACAAUUACUUUUAAUGGUUAUUUGACUGUCAUGAUCAGCUUAUUAUGUAUUACGCACUACUAAAAAGUAGUUUUUAGUAUGGAUAUUUCUUUUGAUUCCACUUCCGAAAGGACUGACUGGUAAUUUUAUUUAGUGUAGAAGCGAUUUGUAACUUAAACCUAAGAAAUAAUUGAACAAGGUGCUAUCAUAGUUAAUUAUGAUAAACGAUUGCUUAAAAAGAACUUUAUACAACGUAUUGGUACUAUUCGCACUAAAUAUUGCAAUCCAAAGAAUGUAAUUACAUGUAACAUGCAACAAGGUAAACAGUUUUAGUUUUUAGUAAUUUUAUACAUACGAAUCUAGACUACUUGAAUAUAUAAUAUAGAUACCCAAUAACAUGUUCGUAGACUUAUGUUGGACAGGAUCUUUAUUAUUGUCAUUAAUGUCAUCAUUGCAUUUAUUAAGUUACCUUGUGUAAUUAGUUCAUAGUAUUGUGGCGAAGUGUGUUAGUACAAUAUCAUCCAGCUGGGAUAAAACAUUUACGAUGACUGAAACCUGGAAAUAUACCAAAUCUAUCUAUUCGUUAUCGCUAAUUAUAACAAAUAAAUGAAUGUUUCCACUUGAAAUUUUGAAAUCAUA
Folsomia candida is the source of this 3006-nucleotide messenger RNA. Its product is annotated as GPN-loop GTPase 3. Bases 1000 to 1812 code for a protein of 270 amino acids. The transcript is spliced from 7 exons. NCBI's taxonomy places the organism in Eukaryota, Metazoa, Arthropoda, Collembola, Entomobryomorpha, Isotomidae. Gene Ontology annotation, molecular function: GTPase activity. The record is from RefSeq and is a predicted model, not a curated record.